GGAAAUAUCAAGUGAAUUUGCGCGUGAAUGCGAUGCCCCCCCGGGACAUGGGGCGUAACCUCUUGAAAUGCACCCUUUCCCUUUGUCCAUGUUUUCCUCUUUCUCUACAUCUCCAACUCUCUGCCUAGAUCGAGUCAAUAUGGCCUUUCUUUUGGCUCUCCUCGCUCUCCUCGUCGUCCCUGGCAUAGGCUACACGAUCCCCCAACCCAAAGAACCCGACAUCCAAGUUUCUCCCUUGAACACUUCUCUCUCUCUUCUUGCCCCUCGUGCGGGAACUAUGCUCCCGACCGACUUCUCGUGGAUUCACAGCUGGGCCGCAAUUGGCGACAGUUUCACGGCUGGUAUUGGCGCAGGUAAUCUCUACAGCAGCGACAAGAACGACCGCAAGUGUUCGCGGUAUGACCGGUCCUACCCUGCUCUUCUGGAACGCGAAUUUGGUCCCUCUGUCAAGCAAUUCAACUAUGCCGCUUGCAGCGGGGAUCGUACCCCUGGAAUCUGGGAGCAGGUGCUGGGACUGCAGGGGGAAAUGGAUUUGGUUGUUAUGACAGCGGGAGGCAAUGAUCUUUGUUUGGCGGACAUCAUCCUCACCUGCAUCUUUCUCCCCUUCCGAGGCGAAGGCAAAUGCCAGGACGUCCUCAACCAAGCUCAAAAGAAUAUCGACACGAUCCUCAAGCCUAACCUCCGGCAGGUUCUCCAGGCCCUCAACAACAAAGUGAGAAGAGACGGCAUCGUCGUGUACACGUUGUACGCGCAGUUCUUCGAUACAACGAGUAACAAGGAAUGCGUCGACAACCAGAACUGGGCGUUCCCUUCGUUCUGGCCCGCCGAGGUCCUCAAGCUGACUGUCGAGCGGCGCCAGAAGUUCAACACCCUCGUUCUGAAUAUCAACAAGGCCAUCCGGCAAGUCGUCGAUGAGUUCCGCAGCGACAGGAACAUCAAGUACCGUAUUAUCGCCGCGGACUGGGAUCCCUGGCCACGCAAGGGGGUUCUGGGACAGUUCUGCGUCCCUGGUACCACGGGCGAAUAUCCAGAUCCCAAGCAACCGAGCCUGCACUUCUUCCGUCCUGAUGUCCGUCGUCGUUCCUACGGCCAUGACGGUCUCAAGAAACGAGAUAACAGCUCCGAGGCUCUCCUGAGGCUUGAGUCUGCAGCAGGCCUGGAUAUCAUCCCCGUCGACCGAGAGGAUGACGGAGAAGAAGACACGGGAAUCUCCCCGCGCCCGCUCACACCAGCCGAACUCGAUGCCACCGUCCCCAACCUCUACGAUACGCUCCUUUACAAAAGCGCCAACCCGGCCGCGCUCAUCCUGCACGACCUCGACCCCCGGGAUCCCUCGCCAGGCCCCAGCCCGGCCCAAUGCCCCGGUGACAGUCGGUCGGACCGGACCUUCGGCUACGGGCUCCCAGACCGCUGGGGCAAAUUCUUCCACCCCAACGAGCUCGGCCACCAAACGAUGGCUUCGUUUGUCCUCGAAGCCGUGAUCGCGGAACGCGCGGCCUUGCUGGGCGCCAGCCACCCCAUCUGCGAAAGGACCGACGAGUUCCGGUGCUGGACCGGCGACGACGCGAACAAGCGGUAUGUGCACCCGGAUGUCCUCCUCCAAACUUACGUGGAGUAUUGCAAGCAAGUGCGGCCCCCCGAGAGCGGGUUCCGCGACUGGACGGACGAACGCACUUUCUACGAGGAUACCCCGGACGCCCACAAGUUCCGGAUUUCGCUCGCGGGGGGCGCCAAUCGCUAUGUCGAGGAGGAAUGUCUCGAUGCGUUCCGGACGAUCAUCGGGAGUUGCUCGCCUCUCCGCUACUGGGAGAACCCUAUGAACUUCAAGCUGGGCGGGCGCUACGUCAAGGGCGCGUAUACCUACGAGCUCUCCAUGGUGGGCAAAGAGCGGCCGUGGCCCGUGAUCCGCAAACCGUAUGGCAGCUGCAGGGGCUGGUACAAGGUCGCUUACACGAAGUACGAGAUUUACGGCGCCGGCUGGGCCGGCUGGGACCAUGGCCGGAAGACGCUGCUCCCGAGUACGAUUGGGUGUGUCGGGUUGGGGGUGACGAAGUUCAAGUUCCACUACUUGGACCAACCGGACAAGAAUGGCAUGGAGUGGAAGGCGACCUUUAACACGCCGAUCUUCACGCGGUCUCGAUGUUUCAAGAACAACAAGGUGGUCGAGGGGUGUGCUGGGUUUACGGAUGGGUGUGGAGGGAAUGAUGCUUAGUACGGAGUACAUAGAUACGAUUGAAUGCAGUCCAGAGGGUACUCUCA
Messenger RNA from Aspergillus ochraceoroseus IBT 24754, 2259 nucleotides. RefSeq lists its product as uncharacterized. Gene Ontology annotation, biological process: triglyceride catabolic process. NCBI's taxonomy places the organism in Eukaryota, Fungi, Ascomycota, Eurotiomycetes, Eurotiales, Aspergillaceae. Gene Ontology annotation, molecular function: triacylglycerol lipase activity. The record is from RefSeq and is a predicted model, not a curated record. Bases 140 to 2212 code for a protein of 690 amino acids. The transcript is spliced from 2 exons.